AUGCCUGCUCUGCGCAGGUUCAGCUUUGGUAGUGGCGAUUGGAGGGUGAAUGCUGAUGCAACCGACAUCAUGGCCGACAGCUGCGGGAGAUGGUUCUCUUUCAACGUUACUCUUGACACAGUGAUGCUACUUGAAAAAAAGGGUUUGGCCAAUCAUUUGGCUUCUUUGCCAUGUGUGGACUCACCAACGCCUUUGUCCACCAUCAUCCGGGAGCUCGAGGAUGCUGGAGAGGUCAAGUUGGCUGUGACUCAUCAUGUCCUCUCCUCGACGACCAAGAUCGAGCAGGACAAGCCGCUGGUCUUUGUGAUGGAUCCUCCCAAGCUGGAUCGUGAGGAUGAUGGGAAACCAAAAAAGAAGAAAGGCAGAAAGGAAAAGGGGUCCGGAUCUAUGACGCAUAAGAACUUCGGUUCCAUCCUUGACAUCGGCAAGUUUAAGCGGGCCCAGCGACUCAUGGUCGGAUGGCGGAUGAGGUGUCAUGUGGUAUCACCAAAUGUUUUGGUCCGGUGGUGUCAUCUAGGCAACUGUUUGAUGUUGCUUCAUGAGCCCCUGGGUCUUGUUUGCCCUGCCAGGUUGGAUACAAACAACGCAUCAGGUGUGAAGACCCUGGUGCCCCUUCGACCCAUCGCAUGCGUCACCGGCGUUCUCGAUCUUGGGAGCACUGUGAUGAAAGUGUUUUGA
Messenger RNA from Durusdinium trenchii, 678 nucleotides. The record is from the annotation of a GenBank genome assembly. Lineage: Eukaryota; Dinophyceae; Suessiales; Symbiodiniaceae.